Messenger RNA from Colletotrichum truncatum, 2370 nucleotides. Its product is annotated as FluG domain-containing protein. The record is from RefSeq and is a predicted model, not a curated record. Lineage: Eukaryota; Fungi; Ascomycota; Sordariomycetes; Glomerellales; Glomerellaceae.
AUGCCGAGAGAGAGGCACCUUGAUUGCCAGACUGUUGAUGCCAACGCUAGCACACAGUUUAUCAAGCAAUUCACUGAACAUGAGACGAAUGAACGGCGGAAAAGGCGCGCACCGUCGUUCUCUGCGGAGGAGCACGAUGCAAUCCGCAAGAAGUUAAAGACAGUCCCUUUCAUCAAUCCAAAUUACGCCCACGAGACCAAGAUCAAUGUUUCGGUUGUCCGCAAAAAAUGGGAACGCUACUGCCGUGAACAGCACGAAGUUGAAUGCGAGAAGCAGAAGCGUGGCGAGUGUGACGAGUUGGUGUGGGGUGACUGGCAAGCGGCUUUGACAACUGUGGCCAGAGAGACGAUGAUGGAUUUCUUCUUGCGACUUUGCGAGUGGUCCAAAGGCAAAAUCAAGUCGUGGGGCACCACGCAGGUAUACAUUCGUCAUUUCCAACAACUAUACACACAGUUGGCCGGUCGUUAUGUGGACCGGAACGACAUCAAAGAGCUCUACAUUUUUCAUGACCGAGUUUUGGUUCCUCGCUUUGGCUUACGAGCACCCAACAUCAAUGGAAAGCCGGUCGUUGCCGUACAAGGUCUUGAAAUCCUUCUGGUUUUCAAUAUUGCGUACGAUGUUGGUAUUUUCCGGUCAGAAGGACAGCGCAUCCAGCUAGCUGGUUGCUAUCAGUUGCUGUGUUACACUGGUGCACGACCUGCUGAGCUGGUUCAUGCCGAAAGGGAGAAACCCAAACACGAAGCUUGGGAUCUUUUCAACUGGGAUGAGGACGCGCAAGGCGAAGAUUCUCUGUUGCUUGACAAACUGUUGCGACAGGAAACCGCUGAUCGAGGGCGUCCCAAAGCCUUGUGCUACGAGGACAUAUUGAUGAUGAUUGUUCGUCAUCCAGUAACCGGACGGGCUAUACCAGCCAUGGCGAUCAAAUUCAUCUAUCAUAAGGGAGCCGAUAGGAAACCUAAGCCGCUAAUCAUUUCAAGGACUAUUUUUUACUUCACACCCGCAAGAAAGCUUUUAUUUUGUGCCGUGAGCACUAUCAUCGCCUUAGCACUUCGUGACCAGGCCUUCGAGGCGGCGAGCCUAACAGAUGCGAAGGCUGUUCUGGGGUUGAAGAUCCGGGGUCCGGUCAAGUCCAUGGCUCUACGAUGGAAGAAAUCGAUGCUGAAAAUCCCGCUUUUUAGGAAGUUCGAAGGCAACAACUUAUCUAAAGACAUGGCUAUGACCUAUGCUACUUUAAGGGAUCAUAUGCACCGACAAAGCCUUGAUGCUGGCUUUGAGAAACCGUGGACGCCGAGAUCAGCUCGGAGAGGGGCGGCGAACGCAGCCAACGAAAAUGCCCCAGAGUCCAUCCGGGAUCAGGUGAUGCGUCAUGAUCCUAAAUUCUUCACAUUUCAUGGCUCUUACCUCAAUGAGAAUGUCAAUUUCGAUCUGCAGAACGCUUUUCUCGAAGAGAAUGCGGAGGGACAACUUUACCAGUUGUUCACACAUGUCAGUCUUACACGUGACCCUCGGGCGACAAGAGACAUGGUACCUGAAGAGGUUUGGAAGAACAUGCCGCCCGAUCCGGAAAUUAUGGAUUUGGAGCGACAGCGACGAGAGUUGAAAGGAGGUCAAUAUCGCAUACAAGGUAUGGAGAACGAGGCCAAAAUCCGACAGUUGACGGAGAAGAUCAACACCAAGCGAGACCAACGCGACAAGAAGGUCGUGAAAGCGUACCGCAGUUAUUAUUUUUACAAUUGUUCAACUUGGGACAUUGAGAAGCAGGCACUUGGCAUCGAGGACGAGGAGUACACUGAACCGGCCAUCAGUUUGGAAAUCAUUGAGCGGGACAAAUUGGCCAAGAUUCUGUUUUAUCAACCCGCCAAUUGCACUGAUGAUGAACGAGAGAAGUUUCAGAUCGAGGGCAUUGACUUGAUGGUGGCACUUUUCGGCAAAAGAGAAACAGUCAGACGGAAUCGAAUCCACGCCGACAGUCAAAUCCCUCAACCUCACGUUCAAAAACAAUGUCAACCUAAGCCUAUCCCCCUCAUCCUUGAUCGGAACCAGUGCCCUGAUUGUGUCGGCGAUGAGAGGCUCAGCAUGGAGGAACGAACAUUCAAGUACAGUCGAUCGACAGUCAGGAAUGACCAUUUCGACGAUCAACAUCUCCGAGAGCGAGAGAGCGCUGUCCGGCGUGGCGAUGAUAUACAAUGCCACCACCCCCAGUGCAAAUAUGAGAAACUGAAAACGCUGGACGCGUUCAGAAGUCAUGUGAAAAUAAAACAUGGGGUUUCACUGAGGACUUCAUAUCAGGUCAUGCGGAGAAGGACUAAAAAAUUACGGCGGAUACAAAUGGCUAGAGAAGGGUUGUCUGAAGGCAAACCCAACGGGUGA